AUGCCUCGUUCUUCUCGCACAGGUGAAUUGAUAUACGACCUUGAGGUUGAGAAGGCAGCGCGUAGGCGGAGGCAAGAGACCAAGAGACGAAAAGAAGGGCACUUAUUUAUUGCAAACGAGUCAGUGGAAGACGAAAUAAGCAUGGCCAACACCCAAACAUUAAGAGAGCUGGCUGCCCCGGAGCUGACUCACCAGCCCUUAUGCAUCACAUUCCCUACUUUGGCUGAGAAUACCGCUUUCAAACUGAAGUCGGGGUUGAUUCACCUCUUACCUUCUUUCCAUGGUCUCUCUGGUGAAAAACCCCACAAACACGUUAAAGAGUUCGAGGUGGUUUGUUCUAGUAUGAAACCCCCUAGGGUCACUGAAGAGCAAAUUAGACUGAGAGCCUUUCCGUUCUCUCUCAAAAAUGCAGCUAAAGAUUGGCUGUACUACCUACCAGCAGGUAGUAUUACCACAUGGGCACAGUUAAAGAAGAAGUUUUUGGAAAAAUUCUUCCCUGCAUUCCGGGCUGCGAGUCUGAGGAAGGAGAUCUGCAGCAUUAAACAGUAUCCCGGAGAGUCCUUCUAUGAAUAUUGGGAAAGGAGCAUCAUUGACGCUGCGAGUGGGGGAGCACUGGCAAACAAGACAAUGAAGGAAGCGUGGGAGCUUAUCGAAGCCAUGGCAGAGAACUCCCAGCAAUUUGGCUUCCGUGAGAGCAACCCUACCCGUAGAGUCAACGAGAUAGAGACUUCAUCCAUACAGCAACAACUGUCAGAGUUGACGUUUGUUGUUAGGCAAUUAGCCAUGAGAGACACGCCGCAAGUGAAAGUAUGUGGAAUUUGCACGAGUAUGGACCAUUGCACGGACACGUGCCCCAUUUUGCAAGAGAACGGGGCGAAACAGGUAAACAUGGCCGGAGGCGUGCCCGCACCCCGCAGGCAGUAUGACCCGUACUCCAAUACGUACAAUCCGGGCUGGAGGGACCAUCCCAAUUUCAGUUAUGGUAACAAGCCACAGAAUUCAUUUUCUAAUCGUCCACCAGGAUUCCAACAACCGUGGCAACCAAAGGCUCAACCCUCAUCCUCUAGCUCAGGAAAUUCUUUGGAAGAAAUUGUCAAGAGUUUAGCAACAACCACCACUCAGCUCCAGCAAGAGACUAGAACCUUAGUCACGACCACUGCUCAACUCCAGCAAGAGACUAGGUCCCUGGUUGCGAGCUCUACUCAGUUUCAACAGGACACCAGAGCGGGCAUGAAAGACAUGGAGACUCGAAUGAGCCAAAUGGCAACUGCCAUUAAUCGCCUGGAGUCCCACGUCUAUGAAAAAUUACUUUCGCAGCCUGAAGAAAACCCCAAAAAUGUAAGUGCCAUGACACUGAAGAGUGGCAAGGAACUGGAAGGGCCUAAAGUGAAAAAUCCAAAAAGCAGAAAUGAAGAAGAAAUCGAGAAGGAGAUGGAAGAAGACGAGCGCAUUCGCAAAGUGUCUAAGGUACCCAAGUACGCAAAAUUCUUGAAAGACUUGUGCGUUAACAAAAGAAAGCUAAAGGGUGAUGAGAAAGUGAUGGUAGGAGAGAAUGUAUCAACUGUGCUUCAAAGGAAACUCCCACCCAAAUGCGGGGAUCCGAGACCUUUAAAAGAAACGGGGGUAAUAAUUCAAUUGGCUGAUCAUACAUGUGCUUAUCCAGAUGGGAUAGUUGAGGAUGUUUUAGUGCAAGUAGAUGGAUUAAUUUUUCCUGCUGAUUUUUAUGUGCUUUACAUGGAUGAUAGAAGUGCCCCAAAUCCAUCACCAAUUGUAUUAGAAAGGCCAUUCUUGAGUACUGCCCAGACUAAAAUUGAUGUUAGUAAGGGGCGUGCCCACGCCUUACAGGGGUACGCCAGGUGCACUAUACAAGUUGGGGGACUAUCAGUUUCAAGGCGUGCCUACACCUUAGAAGGGAAUCUUUUAGACAUUAUUGAGACGCGAUGGUCAGAAGAUUAUAACCUCCAAAACGUGCCCACGCCUUCUAACCUUGGCGACAACGAAAAUCAAACGUGA
This is a messenger RNA of Coffea arabica (coffee), 2013 nucleotides long. RefSeq lists its product as uncharacterized. NCBI's taxonomy places the organism in Eukaryota, Viridiplantae, Streptophyta, Magnoliopsida, Gentianales, Rubiaceae. The record is from RefSeq and is a predicted model, not a curated record.